Aphis gossypii (cotton aphid) is the source of this 3111-nucleotide messenger RNA. Its product is annotated as synaptic vesicle 2-related protein. The transcript has 12 exons. Bases 278 to 1810 code for a protein of 510 amino acids. NCBI's taxonomy places the organism in Eukaryota, Metazoa, Arthropoda, Insecta, Hemiptera, Aphididae. Gene Ontology annotation, biological process: transmembrane transport. Gene Ontology annotation, cellular component: membrane. The record is from RefSeq and is a predicted model, not a curated record. Gene Ontology annotation, molecular function: transmembrane transporter activity.
AAUUAACAUGAAAAUUAAAUAAUAAAUAAUAUAUUUUUAGAGUUAUAGACAUUAGACCGAUGACGCCACCCGACACAACAUAGUCUUAGUAUUCCUUUUUCGAACACGGUUAAUUAAAUAUUCGAAAAUUUCAAACCAUUUAAAUAAUAUCUUAAUUUCCAUCAUUGAAUCUUUGUCUGAGUUUUCGAUUACUUUUUCCCACCAAUUGUCGACGUUUAAUAACUGAGUAAUGUGACACAUCGUUUUUGAUUUGAAUUUUCGACACCCCAACGAAACGAUGGAAUCGUCCUCGUCGGGUUACCAAAACCUGAAUGAAUCCGACCGUAGGAUCAGUAAUGUCUUCACCGCUAAGAAACAGGCGCAAGACUUCGAAAUGAGCAACGUGUCCGUUGUGCCCGAUGAAACGUUUACGGUUGCUCAAGCUGUGGAUGCUUUUGGAUUUGGUAGAUUCCAAGUAAAGUUAUCCCUUUUCACUGGACUUUGUUGGAUGGCUGAUAGUAUGGAAACAACCAUAUUGAGCAUUUUGUCACCCACAUUGCAAUAUGAAUGGCAGAUAACACUUUUUCAGCAAGCACUUGCAACAACUGUUGUUUUUAUGGGUAUGAUGUUGAGUUUGCCAUUUUGGGGAUUUUUCAGUGACAAAUUUGGCCGAAAAACAGCUUUGACACUAUGUUCGGUGUUAUUGUUUUACUUUGGUAUUCUUAGUUCAAUGUCACCUAACUACUCAUGGUUAUUAAUCUUACGAGGAUUAGUUGGAUUUGCUAUUGGUUGUUCUCCACAGUCUGUUACGUUAUAUGCAGAAUUUUUACCUUGUAAACAGCGAGCCAAAUGUGUAGUAUUACUUGAUUGUUUUUGGGCGCUCGGAGCAUGCUUCGAAGUUCUCUUAGCCCUAAUAGUGAUGCCCACAUUAGGCUGGAAAUGGCUUUUAGUACUGUCCACAGCACCAUUGCUUGGUUUCGCAUGUGUGUGUCCGUGGUUACCAGAAUCAGCCAAAUAUCUAGUGACCAAUGGUCAAACAGAUAAAGCGAUUGACACAUUAAAAAAAGUUGCCCGCGAUAACGGAAAACCAAUGCUCUUGGGUAGAUUGGUCGUUGACGAUGUGGUUUUAGAAGAAAAACGUGGUCGUUUCACUGAUCUUCUAUUGCCGCAACUCAGAGUCUCAUCUAUUUUACUCUGGUUUAUUUGGUUGGUGUGUGCAUUUUGUUACUAUGGCAUUGUGUUAAUGUCUACAGGGCUGUUUGAAAGCAGUUACAAUAAUAGAACAUGUUCAUCAAAUUUUGAUGGUAGAAUUUUUAAGACUGUGCAAUCUUGUACUGCCGAAUCCCAUUAUUUGACAACUCGAGACUACAUUGAUCUUCUGUGGACAACACUUGCAGAAUUUCCUGGGAUAUUUGCCACCAUUUUUGUGAUUGAUAGAUUUGGUCGAAAGAUUACAUUAGUUUCUCAAUUUACAUUAUUUGCUUUUACUUUAUUUUUACUAUUUCAAUAUGCAAAAAAUCGUGUAUUGUUGACGAUCACAUUGUUUUUGGCAAGGGGCAUAAUUGCAGGAGUGUUCCAAGCCAUUUAUGUAUACACUCCAGAAGUAUAUCCAACACCAUUAAGAUCCAUAGGGGUUGGAACUUGUAGUGCUAUGGCCCGUUUAGGUGCUAUGAUUACACCAUAUAUUGCUCAGGUAUUGCUCAAGUCAUCUUUUAAUACUUCAAUAAUUAUUUACAUUACUGCAGCUUUACUGGCGGCUGUAGCAAGUUCAUUAUUGCCAAUAGAAACUAAAGGAAGGGACAUGAAAGAAGAAUAUGUGGAAAGAGAUUAGUUUUAAUUUUAAAACUGCAUUUAUUUUAUACAAAUUGUAUUAUUUAUUUUAUCAGAAGUGUAGUUUACCAUUCUCCAAGGAAUUUUAAUUGUUAUUAUUAUUACCCUAAGUUGUUUUGAUUUUUCAUAACGAAUAAUAGUAGUUUUUAUAGUAUUUAAACAAUGUAGCAAUUAUUAUUUAUUAUUAUGAAGUAAGAUGGGCCUAAUACAAAUUUAAAUAUUAAUCUUAAAACUAAAGAACAUUACAGUAUAAAUUAUAAAAACUUUAAUAUCAUAUAUAGGCAGUGAUAAAUAUUUCAAAAAGGAGAAGUUUAGUCCCUCAUUGGCUAUUUUCAUCAUUCGUAAAAUAGAAUUGUUCAACAAAUAAUUCAUAGAACAAAAAAGGAGACACCACAUGAAUUAAAAACUGGGAUUCUAAAAUUAAGUACGUUUAAACAAAUAAAUGAGUCAAUUUAGCCAUUAAUGAGUUUUGAUAGAAAUAAUAGGUUUUUUAAACUCAUAACUAUUAAAAUUAAUUAUAAAAAAAGAUUUAAAUAGAGAUAAUAAAAUAUGAAUAUUUAAAGUUUUUGAUUAAUCUAUGCUUUAUUUACGUUAAGAAGGUAGAUUUUUUAACUUAAAUAUACAAUAGUUUGUAAAGUGAGUGUUGUCUAACUGCUCCUUAGCUAAAACAGGUCACCAGUAAAUUCCCUUUUUAGAGAAAAUAGAGUAUAAUUUGACCAUAUACUUGUACUCAUGAUGUACCACAGUAUUAUUCAAUAACAUUUACAAUUACUCAUAUUAAGUAAUAUGGAGAUAUACUAUCUUAAAAGAUAAGGUUUUCUAUUGGCCUUUAGACUUUUACCAACAGUGCUAAGAAGAUAAUAAAUAAUAACAAAAUUUAUAUUAUCAGUCUGUUUACAGACAAGAUCAUUGUGAUUAAAUUUGGCAGCUAUGAAUUCUCAGUCCUAGUAGGAAAUUCUGAUUGAACCAUAAUUUUAAACUUGAAUUACAUGAAUUCAAAAUAACCAACAGUAUGGUAAACUACACAUGAUCUAUAUUUUAUUUUAUUAAGUUUUAAAGACUGUUAUGAUUUUUUUAGUUUGUUAGAAAAAAUGUGUCAAAUUAAUAUUGACUUUAUAAGAAAUGAAGCUUUUUUAUUUUUACUUACAUAUAUAUUAAUAAAAGUAAAUAUUGUAUUGACCUAACCCUAAUUAAUAUUUAUUGUUUUUGUAAUUUUAUUUUUUACACAUCAAAAAUUUAUAUGGAUUUCUGUGUAUUAAAUAAUGACAAAUAAAUAAAUAAACAUAAUUUAUAUUUUCAAAA